AUGUGCAGAGCCUCUCUUCCCUGCUACGCAUGCGCGCGGCCCUCCAGAGAGAGAGAGAGAGAGAGAGAGAGAGAGAGGGCGGUCCUAGAGCGGAGGCGCUGCGCAGGACUUCCGGUCCCGGCGGCCGGGGAACAAGGGGGCCAUUUCUGCGCCUGCGCAGAGGUCCGGCCGGGAGAGGCGGGUCUCCCUCUCUCGCCCCCAGAGAGAGCGGGAAGGAGAGGGGCUCGGGGCCCUGGCGGCGCCCCCCAGAAAGAGGGCCCACGUUGCGCUCCAGUCCGUUGGUUUCAGCCAAGGGUCCAGCCUGCUUCUGCCGCGGAUGUGAUGGCCCUCGGCCCCCCUCCCUCCGAGGCAGCCCCCCUCCUUGCCUCGCUACGGCCAUCGCCGCCGCCGCCGCUGAUCCCCGGCUCCCCUUACGCGGUGCUGGUGCUGCAGGAGGGCUACUCGGAGGAGCUGCCGGACGGAUCCACCCGGGCAGACGGGACCGUGACUCUUGUCCUGGGGCCACACCUGACCCUGGUGGACACAGGGGGCCCGUGGGGCCGGGAGCGGCUGCUGGCGGGGCUGGCGGAGAGGGGCGUCUCCCCUGGGGACAUCCGGCACCUGGUCUGCACUCACGGCCACUCGGACCACGCAGGCAACCUCAAUCUCUUUCCCCAGGCGGAGCUGAUUGUGGGGACGGAUGUCUGCCUCCCAGACGGGUGCUACCUGCCCACGGGGCUGCGCCAGGGGGACCCCUACCCUCUCCAUGCGGGGCUCCUGGAGGUCCUGCCCACCCCAGGCCACACGCAGGCUGACGUCAGCCUGCUGGUCAGGGGCACGGCCCUGGGGGACAUCCUAGUGGCCGGGGACCUUUUCGAGUGUCAGGGGGACGAGGGGCUCUGGCAGGCCCUCAGCGAAGACCCUGCGCGCCAGGCACAGAGCCGGACCCAGGCUCUUGCCAUCGCCAACAUCAUUGUGCCUGGGCAUGGGCCACCCUUCUGGGUCUCCAGGAAGGAGCCAGGCAGAGGAGGCAUGGCAGGGGACCCUUCCAGAUGACUCAUUUUGAGGUCUCCAUGAGGAGAAAGAAGCCGCCCUGGACUUCUUCUUGUUCCUGUGCGUUCCCAUUGAAGUAAGAGUCCCAAUUAAAAAUGGUAUGGAGCAAA
Molecule: messenger RNA, 1142 nt
Organism: Sceloporus undulatus (fence lizard)
Lineage: Eukaryota; Metazoa; Chordata; Lepidosauria; Squamata; Phrynosomatidae
Gene: MBLAC1
Product: metallo-beta-lactamase domain containing 1
Exons: 2
Coding region: 1-1035 (344 amino acids)
Source: RefSeq, a predicted model, not a curated record